UACAAGUCUACCUGUAAAAUAGAUGUCGAGUACUUCCCAUUUGAUGAACAAUCGUGUCUAAUGAAGUUUGGCAGUUGGACUUAUGAUGGACAUGAGGUAGAUCUCCGUCACGUUAAACAACAAGACGACUCCAACUCAGUGGAGAUGGGGAUCGAUAUGAGUGCUUUCUAUAAGAGUGUUGAGUGGGAUAUCCUUCUAAUUCCUGCCAAUUAUAAUGAAGAAUAUUAUGAUUGCUGUCCCGAACCCUAUCCCGACGUAACAUUCAAUAUAACCCUCCGAAGAAAGACCCUCUUCUAUACCGUCAAUCUCAUCAUUCCGUGCGUCGGUAUCUCUUUCCUCACGGUAUUAGUGUUUUACUUACCGUCUGAUAGUGGAGAGAAAGUCACCUUGUCCAUAUCCAUUCUCGUAUCGCUCACUGUGUUCUUUCUACUUUUGGCCGAAAUAAUACCCCCAACAAGUCUCGCAGUACCACUUUUAGGCAAAUACUUAUUGUUUACAAUGAUCCUGGUCACAUUGUCUAUAUGUGUGACGGUGGGUGUCCUGAACGUGCACUUCAGGUCGUCAUCGACUCACCGAAUGUCCGGUUGGGUCCGCACUCUCUUCAUUCAUAUGAUGCCUCGACUGCUGCUUAUGAAGAGGCCUUCAUAUCAUGAUUGGACCGAAGAGUUAGCCGCGGUGAGCUCUAAAAGUAAAUCGAAAGUCGAUUCGUGUAAUGGAGGCUCUAAUGGAUUCGCUAUAAGACGAAACUCUUACAGAAUGAUGCAAAGGAGUGCUAAUAACGGUGUCUAUAGAGUAGAGCCCAUGACCUCCUAUUCCAAUGUUGAUGGGCAGCGCUUUGUCGACAACGACAUCCCGGGCUUACCACUCAUUUGUCAUUACGACUCCACUCACGAGUAUAAUAGCGCACUGGACCCGGAGCUGGCAAUGCCUGAACUGAAUCGCAACACAUAUUGUAAUAUAAAUCAUGAGAAUUGCAUUCAUUGGUCGAAUGGCAAGGAUAUGAUGGCAAAUGUA
This is a messenger RNA of Oppiella nova, 1014 nucleotides long. The record is from the annotation of a GenBank genome assembly. NCBI's taxonomy places the organism in Eukaryota, Metazoa, Arthropoda, Arachnida, Sarcoptiformes, Oppiidae.